Colletotrichum spaethianum is the source of this 915-nucleotide messenger RNA. RefSeq lists its product as uncharacterized. The transcript has a single exon. The coding region runs from base 1 to 915 and encodes 304 amino acids. The record is from RefSeq and is a predicted model, not a curated record. NCBI's taxonomy places the organism in Eukaryota, Fungi, Ascomycota, Sordariomycetes, Glomerellales, Glomerellaceae.
AUGUUGCCAAUUAUUUUUGCGAUCUUCGCCGCUCUGGCUGCCGCACAAUCCACGCCCUGGCCCAAAUUCGGCAACUGGACAGAAGCGUUCAAUGGCUAUGAUUACCUUCUCUCGGGACCCACGACUUUGGGCAAGAAGACCGACUUUGAACUUGAACGCUGCCAAUACGUCUGGAAUCUCAUCAACGAACGCACGAACGCGGCCGACAAGAACCUGUCAGCGCCGUACCCAGCCGAACGCUGCAUGAACAGGCUCUACGAACGCAAGUCGGCCAUUGGUGACCAGGGUUUUCUCGACAUAUUUGCCAAAGACAUUGAAGAGGCCAAGCAGUUCUGGUACAGCGUCAACGAAAAUUCGACUCUCGAUGACCCAACCACAUGGAAGGCUGUCGAGUGCCGCGCCUUGGUCCAUCUCCCCAACGUGACUGCCUGGGCGUUCUCAGCGUGGUCUGCCUCCCCCUUUGCCGACGCAGCCAACAACCGCGGCAACGCGGAGCACUACUUCAAAUACUCGGACCACACCGGGGCUAUUGGGACAUCGCAUAUCCUCGAAGGUUGGGGUGGUGUUACGACCAAUUUCAGCAUUCCCAACUACAGCCCCCAGACAUGCGCUCAGAGGCCCAUGGUCCGCCCGCUGCCGGAGUUUGCCAUAAAGGCCUGCGGCGACAAGAACCUGGUCGAUGAGAAGAGCACCAACUUUGGCGUGCUCAACAUUGCAGCUCGCGAUGUUGCUGGAUGCGAUGGCAAGAAGAGGGUGGAUAUCUAUGCAUCGAUCUGGUAUGGGAGCGGCAUCUCAGAGGAGCACCUCGAGGCGGAGCGUCAGCAUGUUAUCAUUGAGAUUGUCAAUAUGAGUCUCAAGGCACAGGAGGACAUUGAGAGCGGCAGAUUUGCGGUUCCUGCGCCCCCAACUUCUUAG